Molecule: messenger RNA, 1531 nt
Organism: Ostreococcus lucimarinus CCE9901
Lineage: Eukaryota; Viridiplantae; Chlorophyta; Mamiellophyceae; Mamiellales; Bathycoccaceae
Exons: 1
Coding region: 1-1500 (499 amino acids)
Biological process (GO): dTMP biosynthetic process; tetrahydrofolate biosynthetic process; one-carbon metabolic process
Cellular component (GO): mitochondrion; cytosol
Molecular function (GO): thymidylate synthase activity; dihydrofolate reductase activity
Source: RefSeq, a predicted model, not a curated record
AUGAACGAUGGAAAGUUUCAAGUCGUCGUCGCGGCGACGCGCGAGGGAGGGAUCGGGAGGGAGAACGCGCUGCCGUGGCGACUCGCCGGGGACAUGGGAUACUUUAAAAAGAUUACGAGCGAGACGCGGGACGGGGACGCGAUGAACGCGGUGGUGAUGGGGAGAAAGACGUGGGAAUCGAUUCCGGGGAAAUUCAGACCGCUGCCGGGAAGGUUGAACAUCGUGCUGAGUCGAAGCGGGGGAUUGGCGGAGGCGAACGACGAGAAUAAUAACGGCGCGGAGACGCUGCCGGAGGGGGUGCUGGUGCGUAAGUCCAUCGAUGACGCGCUGAGCGCGAUUUCGUCGAGCGAAAAGAGGAUUGAGAAGACGUUUGUGAUCGGUGGGGCGCAAAUUUACGAAGAGGCGCUUCAAAGCGAAAAGUGCGAAGCCGUGCACCUCACCGAGGUGGAGGGCGAAUUCGAAUGCGACGCCUUCAUCCCGAAGAUCGACGCCACCAAGUUCAAGCUCUAUGGACAGUCCAAGCCCAUGAUUGAGAAAGGCACGAGGUUUCAAUUUUUGACGUACGUCACUGCCGACGCCGAGAGCGGAAAGUUCCGCCCGAAGGCCGACGAGGUUCUGCCCGCGGGUUGCUCGAUCAAGCACGAAGAAUACCAGUACUUGGAAAUGAUUCGCGAAAUCAUCGAUCAAGGCGCGGUGAAGGGCGAUCGCACCGGCACUGGGACGAUUUCUACGUUUGGCAAUCAAAUGCGUUUCGAUCUUCGCCGAUCGUUUCCACUUCUCACGACCAAGCGCGUCUUCUGGCGCGGCGUCGCGGAAGAGUUGCUGUGGUUCGUCGCCGGCGAGACGAACGCGAACAAGUUGGCCGAGAAAAAGAUCAACAUCUGGGAUGGUAACGGAAGUCGCGAGUACUUGGAUUCUAUUGGUUUGACUGAACGCGAAGUCGGUGAUCUCGGUCCGGUGUACGGAUUCCAGUGGAGACACUUCGGCGCCGAGUACACGAACAUGCACGCCGACUACACUGGCAAGGGCGUGGACCAACUCGCUGAGGUCAUUCACAAGAUCAAGAACAACCCGAACGAUCGUCGCAUUUUACUCACGGCGUGGAAUCCGGCGGCGUUGAAGGAGAUGGCGUUGCCACCGUGCCACAUGUUCUGCCAGUUUUACGUUGCCAACGGCGAGUUGAGCUGCCAAAUGUACCAACGCUCGUGCGACAUGGGUCUGGGCGUUCCUUUCAAUAUCGCUUCGUAUUCCUUGCUCACGUGCAUGAUUGCGCAAGUUUGCGGUUUGAAACCUGGUGAUUUUGUGCACUGCUGCGGAGACACGCACGUAUACUCGAACCACGUGGAGCCGCUCGAAAAGCAGCUCGCGUGCGAGCCGCGACCGUUUCCGAUUUUGAAAAUCAACCCGGAAAAGAAGGAUAUCGACUCCUUCACCUUUGACGACUUCGAGAUCGUCGGUUACGAUCCCCACCCUAAAAUUGAGAUGAAAAUGGCCGUCUAACGGCGCCCCGCGUACGUUGUGUCAGUAUCAA